AUGAAUUAAAAAUUUUAAUAGAAAUUGGAUUUUAAAUGUAAGGAUCAUCCUUAAACAUCUGCAAUUUUCUGGUGUAAAUCAAUUGAUUGUAGAGAGAAUAGAAUAUUUUGCAUUAAUUGUCAAAAAUAAUAGAAACAUUAUUAACAUUUCAUUGAUGAUGUUGAUGAUAUUAAUUAAUUAAACUAAUUUUUGAUUACCAAAUCUAAAUAUUCAAAGGAUCUUAUAACAGAAUGUCAACUUUAAUAUAAAUCAACUGUUCAAUCAUAUGAAUAAUUAAUUUCUGGUUUAAACUAUAAAUUCCGUAUAUAAGAAGAUAAAAUUAAUGAAUUUGAACCUAAUUAAGCAUUAACUGCACUUGAUUCUUUAGUUUUAUUUGAUGAUAUGAAGAUUCAUAUUAAAUCCAAUAUAAUAGGACCUUUAUAGAAAAUCUAGAAAAUUUUAGAUGAUCUAUAUAUGCAAUUAGAAUUAUAAACAAUAAAAUAUUAGAUUUCUGAUUAAUAAAGAGCAACAAAUUAAAUUGAUUAUCAAAAAGGUUCUUUUUUUUUAUAUUUAUUUUUUUUAGCCAUCUCUUUAAAUAUAAUAAAUAAAUCAAAUGAUGCAAUUCAAAUAUUUGAUAAAUUAUUAUUAAUUGAUCCCUUUAAUUUAGAAUUUAUGUAUUAAAAAGGUUAUUAAUUAAUAAUAUUUUAAGCAAAUUCAUUAAAUAAACUAAAUAAGUAAUAAGAAGCAUAAUAAAUAUAUACAAAUAUAAUUAAAAUCAAUCCUUAACAUGAACUAUCAUAUUAGGAAAUAGGUACUUUUUAUUUAUUUUUUAGGUGAUAUCUUAAGAGAAUAAAAAUCUUAUUAAAAAGCUAAAGAAUAUUAUGAGAAAUGCAUAUAAAUUAAUAAUAAUAAUUCAGCAAGUUAAUUUGGAAUAGGUAUUAUAUGAAUAUAUUACUUUAGGUGAAUGCUUAAAAGAGACUUACAAAUAUAAUGAAGCAUUAGAAUAUUACAUAAAAGCUAUUUAAAUAAGUUAAUCUAAUCUCCUCUAUCUAUAAUCUUAAGGUAAAUUUAAAUUUAGAGUAAUUAGGUGAUUGUCUAAGAGCAUUAGAGAGAUAUUAAGAGGCUAUAGAAGCUUAUAAUGUAAUUUUAAGUAAUUAACCUAAAAAUGCUGAUGCAUCUGCUGGAAAAGGUAAAUCAUUCAAUAAUAAAUUAAGGAAUAUGUUUAUUGUAUUUGAACAAGUAUAAAGAAGCAGAGGUUUUAUUAAAAAACUCAUUUACUCUGAAAUUAGAUUGUAUCUUAGGAUAUUAUGGAUAUGGUAUAUGAUUCAAUUAAAUGUUAGGAUUGUAUUUAUAUUUCUAAGAUCAAUAUUAAGAUGCAAUUAAAUAUUUUGUUAAAGCUUUGGAUAUCAAUCCAUAGCAUAUUCAUUCAUUAAAUUGGAAAGGUAAAUUUAAUUCAAUUAAUCAAAGGUAACUGCCUAAGAUUAAUUAAUGAUUAUUAAUAGGCACUUGAAUGGUAUCAAAAAGCACUUGAUAUCAAUCCAUAAUAUGUUCAAUCAUUAAAUGGGAAAGGUAAAUUUAAUUCAAUUAAUCAAAGGUGAAUGCCUAAGAUUAAUGAAUGAUUAUUAAUAGGCACUUGAAUGGUAUCAAAAAGCACUUGAUAUCAAUCCAUAAUAUGUUCAUUCAUUAGAUGGGAAAGGUAAAUUUAAUUCCAUUAAUCAAAGGUGACUGCCUAAGAUUAAUGAAUGAUUAUUAAUAGGCACUUGAAUGGUAUCAAAAAGCACUUGAUAUCAAUCCAUAAUAUGUUUAUUCAUUAUAUGGGAAAGGUAAAUUUAAUUCAAUUAAUCAAAGGUGAAUGCCUAAGAUUAAUGAAUGAUUAUUAAUAGGCACUUGAAUGGUAUCAAAAAGCACUUGAUAUCAAUCCAUAAUAUGCUUAUUCAUUGUAUGGGAAAGGUAAAUUUAAUUCAAUUAAUCAAAGGUGAAUGCCUAGUUUAAAUGAAUCAUUAUUAAUAGGCACUUGAAUGGUAUCAAAAAGCACUUGAUAUCAAUCCAUAAUAUGUUCAAUCAUUAAAUGGGAAAGGUAAAUUUAAUUCAAUUAAUCAAAGGUAACUGCCUAGCGUUAAUGAAUGAUUAUUAAUAGGCACUUGAAUGGUAUCAAAAAGCACUUGAUAUCAAUCCAUAAUAUGUUCCUUCAUUAUAUGGGAAAGGUAAAUUUAAUUCAAUUAAUCAAAGGUGAAUGCCUAAGAUUAAUGAAUGAUUAUUAAUAGGCACUUGAAUGGUUUUAAAAAGCACUUGAUAUCAAUCCAUAAAAUGUUUAUUCAUUAUAUGGGAAAGGUAUACCUUUAUUGAAUACUUAGCCUACUGCUUAUUGUAAUAUGGUUAAUAUGGAGAUGCAUAAUUACUUUUAGAAAAUGCAUAUUAUUUAUCACCUGAUAAUAAAAUAAUAGAUGAAUUGCUACGUAUUUAUACACAUCUAAAUAAGUUUAAUGUAUCAAUUCCUUAAAUCAAUGA
Molecule: messenger RNA, 2487 nt
Organism: Paramecium pentaurelia
Lineage: Eukaryota; Ciliophora; Oligohymenophorea; Peniculida; Parameciidae
Source: the annotation of a GenBank genome assembly